Messenger RNA from Astyanax mexicanus (Mexican tetra), 3338 nucleotides. RefSeq names its product hereditary hemochromatosis protein homolog. NCBI's taxonomy places the organism in Eukaryota, Metazoa, Chordata, Actinopteri, Characiformes, Acestrorhamphidae. Gene Ontology annotation, cellular component: external side of plasma membrane. The record is from RefSeq and is a predicted model, not a curated record. Gene Ontology annotation, biological process: immune response. The transcript is spliced from 12 exons. The coding region runs from base 100 to 2109 and encodes 669 amino acids.
UACAGCUCCAGCAGAGUCCCAGGCUGCGCUGGGUCUGAGGGAAGAAGAGAUGCAGAAAUGUGUAAUUUAAUGUAAUUUUAUCAGCGCGAGGAGGAGAGGAUGACUCCUCUUACAGGAUUUAUUUUAUUUCUGCUGGUUUAUUUUCUCCGGGCUGUGUCUGCAGAUAAACACUCUCUGUUAUAUCUCUACACCAUUCAGUCUAAAAACUACGACUGCACUGCUGUAACUCUGCUGAACGACAGACAGAUAGAUUUCUACAACAGCAGCUCAGAUAAACCCAGAACUGCUAAACAGAACUGGCUGAAGAACAUUUCAGAAUCUGACUGGAAAUACAGCAAUGAGAAACUGCAGUAUGAUACACAACUGGUAAAUAAACUCCUCGACACACAGAUCAAUGAGUUCAGAAACUCUCACUCAGACGGUCAUGUUCUUCAGUGGAGGCACGGCUGUGAGGGUGAACAGAGUUCUGAUGGAUCUCUGACUGUAUUAAACAGUAUUAAUGAAUUCGGUUAUGAUGGAGAAGAUCUGAUUCAGUUUAACUGCACCUCUAAAACCUGGAUAACCCCAGAGAAGAACAGAGAGAGGGAGGAGGAGAAGAACAGAGAGAGGGAGGAGAAGAAGCACAGAGAGAGGGAGGAGGAGAAGAACAGAGAGAGGGAGGAGAAGAAGAACAGAGAGAGGGAGGAGGAGAAGAACAGAGAGAGGGAGGAGAAGUGGAGUAGAAUAUUUAAUGCUGUAAAGAAAUGUCUGCAUUGUGAGGAGAUGCUGAAGAUUUAUUUACAGUACAAAACUACUGACAUCACACCGAGUAACACGCCACCUGUUGUUCAUAUAUUUGCAAAGAAAUCUGUAAGAGACUCGAGAAAGCUGAUAUUGACCUGCCUGAUCACGGGAUUCUACCCCAAAGACGUGAAGAUGAGUCUGAGGAAGUUCACCACUUCACUUCCUGAUCAUCUGAUCACAUCUUCUGGAAUCAGACCCAAUGAUGAUGAAACCUACCAGCUGAGGAAGAGUGUGGAGAUACAGGAAGAUGAUCCAGCAGAUUAUGACUGUUACGUGACUCAUAGCUCCCUCACAGAACCAGUGAUUAAACAAUGGGAUGGAAGAUGCACAGACUGCCCAGACAACGUUUCUCAUGAUUUAUUUAUUAGAGUUGUUGUCUCAGGGUUGGUGGUGCUCCUGUGGUCUGUGAUGCUCUGUUUUCUGAUUGUAAAAAAGCGUGCGAGAAGAAGAGAAACAGAUCUACACAAAGUAUAUGAACAAAUCUCUCUUUCAGAUGGAAUAUGCACUAAUUUCCCAGACAAUGUCUAUCUGCGUUUAAUAAUUGGAGUUUCGGUCUCGGGGGUUUUGGCAGCGCUUGUUUUUUUGAUGCUCUGUGUUCUGGUGGUGAUAAUAAACAUUGCAAGAUGUCCUGACUGCACAGACCACAUCUCUCAGGGUUUAAUGAUUGGAGGUGUGGUUUCAGGGAUGUUGGUGCUCCUGUGUGCUGUGAUCCUCCAUGUGCUAAUAAAGAGAAUAAUAAUGUAUGAAAGAUGGACUGACUUGCUUUAUAACAUCUACUGGGAUUUCAUAAUUGGAGUUGUGGUGCUUGUGCUGAUCCUGUAUUCUGUGACCCUUUGUGUUCUUAUAUGGAGAAUAAUAAAGUAUGGAAUUAGGACUGACUGCCUUAACAACAUCUAUUGGGGUUUAAUAAUUGGAGUUGUGGUGCUUGCGCUGAUCCUGUAUUCUGUGAUACUCUGUAUUCUGAUGAUAAUACUGAAGAGGGACAGUAUUAAACCACUUCCUCAAUGUAAAGCUGAAGGUCCUGCUACCAACCCACCUAAAGGUCCUGCUACCCAUCUACCUGAAGGUCCCGCUACCCAUCUACCUGAAGGUCCAUCUACCCAUCUACCUGAAGGUCCUGCUACCCAUCUACCUGAAGGUCCUGCUACCCAUCUACCUGAAGGUCCCGCUACCCAUCUACCUGAAGGUCCUGCUACCCAUCUACCUGAAGGUCCUGCUACCCAUCUACCUGAAGGUCCCGCUACCCAUCUACCUGAAAGUCCUGCCAUCUACCUGAAGAUCCUACUGCCAAUAAACAGCCAUCCAAUGGAUAAGAUGUACUAUUAACCAUAAAGUCCACACUGUGGUUAACUCUUAAGCCAGGCGGACACUGUGCGAUUUUAGCCCGAUUUUAAGCCCGAUCUGGUCGGAUGCGACUGAAUUUCAUGAUCGGGCCGAAUUUUAGCUUGAUCGUGCGUCGUUUGUCGUGCAGUGUGAGAGGGGAAGCGAUGUCCGAUUAAUUGCCCAUACGAGCUGCGAAUGGGCAGUCGGACGCGACCAGGGAUUUCUGACAUGCCAGAAAUUUUGGUCGCUUGUCUCACAGUGUGAGCUGUUUUGCGGGCCGAUUUCUUAACGUCACGACCUGUUUUCCCAAAAAUCUGCACAGUAACUAUAAAUUAUUAUUAGUCAUAUUUAUUUCUGUCAGUUAUAAUGAUUUAUAUUUAUGUUCAGUACACAGACUUAUAGCUUAAUAUAGCAGACACAGGCAUUCUGCUGUUUAAGAAUUUCAACAGAUGCUUAUUCUCAGUCAAUAGCUGGAGUUUUUGAAAAGAAAAAUUAAAAGAGAAAAUAACUUUGACAAACAUAAAUUUAUUUUAUUUCACUGUUAUAUCUGAAAAUAAAGCACAUUGUCAGCGUCUGGUGCUGCCCGUCAAUUAUAUAAAACUUAAAACAUGCACAGAAAUAUAAAGCUAUAUUUUAUAAUUCGUUUCUUUUCACUAGGGCAAAUUUAUUAAAAUUAUAAAAAUAUAAAUUUAUUAAUUAAAAUCUCGUCCAGUGCUCCAGAAUAUUAGCGACGCAAAGCCAGCUUAGCGCAGCGCGUGGCAUUGCGCGCGGCAUUGCGCGCAGAAUAACCUCUGUCUUCUAAAAUAAACGUUUUAAUAAAUAAGGUCGGAGAAGUGCUAUUAAACUUACUAAAGCUAAUAAAUGUACUGAUAAUUAAUCAAGAUAAAUCGGACAAAAUGCGCUGCGCCUCUCUCUCACUCUCUUUCGCAGCGCGGAGCUGAAUUCAGCGCGAGGCUACAGAUAAUAUAAAAGUUCAGUUGAAUAAAAAUAAGUAAGGGCCUGUAAGUACAAGCAAAGGAUCUGUAAGUAAAUAUUGUCAAAUAUAAAGAAUAGUUUGAGGUUUUGGUGAGCUGUUUUUAUGAUUUGAAACUGAAACUAACUGAAACUUUGAAUAUUCUGCAGAAAGCCUGGGUUAUUUUAAACGAAUUUUUAAUGAGUUUAUAUUUUAUAUUUUUUAUUUAUUCAUUUUAACUAUUUUUCUUCUUUUAUUAAUCAAAUCAUUAAAUAUAUAU